AUGGCGUCAAGAGAAGACCACGGCGCCUCCCGUCGACAUCGAGACCGCAACGGCGAUGCUUCCAGACGCGACCGAGAUGAGAGCCGAGAACGGCGGAGACACCGCGACCGACGCUCUCGAAGCCCCGACGAUCCUUCCCGGAGGCCUCGCAGCCGUGAGAGAGACCGAGGACACAGACGGCACCGUGAUCGUAGUCGCGACCACGACCGCGACCGCACACGCAGACGCUCGCCUGAAGAGACAGACAGCCGACGCCGCCGACGCAGAGACCCGUCUGACGAUGAAGACCCGGAGCGUGAGGGCCGCGCGCUGGCUCGGCAUCGACAACACAAUAGCCCUCCUAUGAAGAGGUCCGGGCCGCUGCCAUCCCAGCAAGAGUCUUUCGCGGUCACCACUCAAGGGGGCGGAGACCCCGAAAAGCCAAAGGAGAAGCCUAAUAUCGGAACCACUGGCCGGUUGGCUGCCCUGUCCAAUUCGGUGGCCCAGGCGGACGGCUCGACAAUCGUGCUCAAGUACCACGAGCCGGCAGAGGCGCGGAAACCGCCCCCGCGCGACCAGUGGAAGCUCUUUGUGUUCAAGGGCAAGGAGAUCGUCGACACCAUCGAACUGAGUGCGCGGAGUUGCUGGUUAGUGGGGAGAGAGUUGGCCGUUGUCGACCUCGCCGCAGAGCAUCCGAGCAUUAGCAAACAGCACGCUGUUAUCCAGUUCCGCUAUACUGAGAAAAGAAACGAGUUUGGCGACAAGAUUGGCAGGGUGAAGCCGUACCUGAUCGACUUACAGAGCGCCAAUGGGACCAAACUCAAUGAUGAAAAGGUGCCCGAGAGCAGGUACCUCGAACUCAGAGACAAGGACAUUCUUAUGUUUGGACACAGCUCACGGGAAUAUGUCGUCAUGCUUGCUCCUCAAGAUUAG
Messenger RNA from Trichoderma citrinoviride, 912 nucleotides. RefSeq names its product SMAD/FHA domain-containing protein. The transcript has 2 exons. Lineage: Eukaryota; Fungi; Ascomycota; Sordariomycetes; Hypocreales; Hypocreaceae. Gene Ontology annotation, biological process: mRNA splicing, via spliceosome; maintenance of RNA location. Gene Ontology annotation, cellular component: nucleus. Gene Ontology annotation, molecular function: mRNA binding; protein binding. The record is from RefSeq and is a predicted model, not a curated record. The coding region runs from base 1 to 912 and encodes 303 amino acids.